Messenger RNA from Solea solea (common sole), 5327 nucleotides. It is a transcript of the gene mideasb, whose product is annotated as mitotic deacetylase associated SANT domain protein b. The coding region runs from base 663 to 4067 and encodes 1134 amino acids. The record is from RefSeq and is a predicted model, not a curated record. Gene Ontology annotation, biological process: regulation of transcription by RNA polymerase II; negative regulation of DNA-templated transcription. The transcript is spliced from 13 exons. Gene Ontology annotation, molecular function: transcription corepressor activity. Lineage: Eukaryota; Metazoa; Chordata; Actinopteri; Pleuronectiformes; Soleidae. Gene Ontology annotation, cellular component: histone deacetylase complex; transcription regulator complex.
GACACGGAGAGACAGAGAGAGUCGGCACAAACAGCAGAAAGGCCGCAUCGCCACUGAGUUUUGUUACGUGUGCAAGCCUUGUGCAAUAAUGUGCAACACACAGCAGCGGCGUUGCGCCUGCGUGUGUGCAGAUUAGCGCUCUGGAUUCUGUUAACGCACCGACGUCGACCCCACCUCUAUUUUUCAAUUUUUUUUUAUUUUCCUCUUGACUUUGUAGCGGGGCGGGGAGGAAAGAAAGUAGCAAUGAGUGAGGUCAGCAGCAACAGCAGCAGCAUAGCAUGAGUCAACCUUGGGGAUGUAUGCAGUCAUCGCUAUCAGCGCCGCAGCUCGGCAUUGUGCUGGCCACGCAGAGUUGCGUGUGUGUGCGAUCCUGCGGGCUGGUGGCAGCUUCCAUGACAAGCACAGGUGUUGCCCAUGAAUAAGAAGAACCCGUGGGCUCCUUCAGAUCUACUCACCCCAGGCCACCGACCCCUUAAAGGGUCACAAAGACCUUCAAGAUUAUCUUGGCUGACUUUGCUCCUGCUCACGCUGAUGUCAGUGUAGUUUUUAUGGCUUUAUCUCGCUUUGGAUAUGCUUUUAUUUCUGGACUAAUCAAGUGACACCAGGUGGAGCUUUAGUAGUAGCUGGCUUGGUUGAAUAUAUUCACUCGGCUCUUAUUAUUCAUGCCCGUCAUGAGCGUGCCAGCCCAGCAGAAAACCAACUCUAAAAGAACGGGCAAACGCAUCACGUUUUUUAACGAUCAAACCGUAGCAAUGAAAGAGACAUCUCAGCACCCUGAAGGGACAUAUUACGUCUCGGGUGCCACUGCCGCAGACCAUGGACAGAGUGAGGCUGCAAGUACUGUGACUUCCAAUCCAGAGGGGCCUCACAUGUUCCUCAGCUCUGUCAUCUUCAGCCCAGAUAAAGGUGACCAGAGCAGGGGUCAUUUUCAACAGACUGUUCCUAUGAAGUGGAGCCAUCAGGAGCCCACUCAGCAGCAGCCGUUAGUGUCCCAGCAGCAGAGAGUGGCAUCCUGGACCCCCAUGAAUAACUGGGGACAGAACUUUGCGAAUUACAUUGGAGGAGUUAACGUAACAGACUCAAGGAUCCAGAAUGCAUUUGCUAAGUCAAUGCAUGAGACCGCUGGUUCUCAACAACCCUCAAACAGAGGUACAGAUAAGCAGCCCCUGGGAGCUGGCCCUGCAGUAGACUCUUUCAGGGAUGCAGGUAAGGCUCGGGGUAUUGACUGGGAGCAGCAGCAGCAGCAGCAGCAGCAGCAACAGCUACAGCAACAGCAACAGCAACAACAACCACCGUCCCAGGCUUUUCAGGAGUCCUUAAAACCUGGGGCACUGAACGCCCAACAGCACAACGCAUCCCACGCAGGAGGAAGCUCAGUUUUGCAGCCCUUCCAGUUGGCAUUUGGUCAGCCAAAGCAGCACCUGCCAGCCUACUACCAAACCUUUCAAGGAAACAGGACAACUCUACCCAACCCUCCCAGCUACUCAACACAGGCCAAACCCCCACACCAGUCACAGCAGCUGCAGAAGCAAGAGCAAAUACAACGCCAGCAACAUCACAUAAUCCAGCAACAGAUUCAGCAACAACAUAAUCAACAAAUGCAACAACAACAACAAAUAAUUCAGCAUCAACAGCACGUACAACAACUACAACAACAGCAGCAGCAACAAAUACAGCAAGAGCAGCAACAACAAAAGAUUCAGCAACAACAGCAGCAGCAGCAGCAGCUCCAUAUUCAGCAACAAAUGCAACAUCAGCAGUUGCAACAACAAAACCCUCAUGUGCUUGACUAUUACCCAGGUGCACAAAAUGCACACCCUCACCCACACCCACAGCCUGUAGUUGUGCACUCCCAAGAGUCCUCCGCUUCUGCUCCCCCAAAGAUCCAGGAACCAGUCAUCCAGGACAUCACCCCAGAACCACAGCAGUCAUCAGAUCCCCUGCAGCCACCUCUCCUGUCUGAGGCCCAGUCCCAAUCGCAGCUGCAGACACAGAUCCACUCCCAAACACAGCUUCGCAGAUCACGACGGCUCUCCAAGGAAGGAGGGGCGCCAUCCGAAAACCCCUUUCUCGCCGUCUCUGCAGACCAGACAGCCCCGUUGCUGCAGGUCUCACAAAACGGGGCGUGUGACAUCCAGGCCGCCCCAACGGGCGUCAUCCAGAGCACACGCAGGAAACGCAGGGUGUCCCAGGAGGUCAACCUGGAGACCCUUGCUCAGAAGGCCUCGGAAAUGGAGUCACUACCAUCACAUAUUGUCAAGGAUCCUCACAGGCCAUGGAGUCCCACUGAGUCCGAGGGCCUGACCGCCAAACGGCAUCGAGACGACAACCUCCUGCCGCUCGUCAUCCCCGUGUCUGUCCCGGUCCGUAGGCCGGAACCAUCCUCACCGGACAGAGAUGAAGCAGCACUGGCCUCCGGCUGGACCCCGAGGCCCUCGAACCCCCAGGACCCCGGUCAUGCAGACCACAAACCCUCGGUCAUUGUCAGCCGGAGGCGCUCACUCAGGAACUCUGUGUCGGAUAGUGCAGAGCAGAAUGGCGGCACAGAUGGGGAGAAAGAAGAGGACGGCAAGAAGUCCAAGCGGCGUCCCAGACCUGAGCCUCUCUUCAUCCCGCCGCCUAAACCUGGCUUAUUUAUUGCUCCGCCCGUCUACUCCAGCAUCACGCCGUAUCAGAGCCACCUGCGCUCGCCCGUGCGUCUGGCCGACAACCCCCUCACCAUGCCCCCCUACACACCUCCACCUAUCCUCAGCCCUGUCCGCGAAGGCUCCGGCCUCUACUUCUCCACUUUCCUGUCGUCGGCUGCUGCUGCAGCCAGCGGUCAGGGUCUGCCUCCUCCUGCGACACCCAAGUCUGCCUCACGCAGCCUGUUGCGUUCCAGCAGCUGUGACAUCACACCGCCGGUUCUGUCUGCGAUAUGCGAGGUCACUCCUGUCAGCAUCGAGCCGCGGAUAAACAUUGGGUCACGGUACCAGGCGGAGGUGCCAGAGCUGAGGCAGCGGUCAUCUGUCGAGCUGGAUCAUUAUAACGCUGAUCUGGUCUGGGCUCCGCUGAGCGAGCUGGAGGAAAAAACAGACUUCCAUGAGAAAGUGCAAAACCUUAUGCACCUGGCCUGCUCCAGCGCUCUGUGUGGAGGAGGCACCAACCAGGAGUUAGCCCACCAUUGUCUGUAUGAAUGCAAAGGUGACAUAAUGGCUGCUCUGGCGUUCCUGAUGCUGAGGAAUCCAAUUUUCCCAAAGUCUCACAAUCUGUCAAACUACCACUACUCAGGAUCAGACAGCUGGACAGCAGCUGAGAGACGCCAGUUCAACAAAGGCAUCAGUGCGUACAAGAAGGACUUCUUCAUGGUGCAGAAACAGGUGACCACCAAAACAGUGGCACAGUGUGUGGAGUUUUACUACACAUACAAGAAACACGUCAAGAUGGGCCGCAGCGGGACUCUGAUCUACGGGGAUGCGGAGCCUUUGGAGAGCAGGACCACAGAGGAGGAAAUGAACCAUAAGGUCUCUCACCGACUGGAGCCGCAGCGGGAGGAGGACAGCAGGAAGUGGGAAGGGUCAGCUGACAGGAAACAGGAUGUCAGCUCCACCAGGGCGACGCACACGCUGCAGUCCUCUGAGAACCCUGGGACUGUGAUGAUCAUGAAAGGCCAGGAGGACAUCAGGAGAGACCAGCCGAUGUCCCGGGUCAUCCACCCCCCUCAUCCUCCUCCUCCUCCUCCCACCUCCAGGUCUCGCCAGGAGGACAACCAACGUCGGACGACCCCUUCAGUGGCCAAUAAGGGCUCCGUUGCUCAGGAGGGAGAGUUCCCCUGCAAGAAGUGUGGCAGGGUUUUCUAUAAAGUCAAGAGCCGCAGCGCUCACAUGAAGAGCCACGCUGAGCAGGAGAAGAAGGCCGCCGCGUUGCGCCAGAAAGAGGCCGAGGAACGAGCUGUAGCGAAGGCCGCCGCCGAGGCCGCCGCCCUCCUGUCCGCCCGGCAGCAGAACGGGAUGCGACAGGUGGGCGGGGACAGCACCAACGACGACUCGUCAGACAAGGAGGACGAGGACGAUGAGGACUGGCAGUGAGAAAGAGGAAGGCUGCGCACUCUUGACUGUCAUGUUCUCUGGGACGGGGGGAGAAAAAGGAGACUUUCCUUGUUUGGCACAUUCAGGGACAGAUUUACUUCUGCGUAUGUGUUUGAGUGUGAAUGUGUGGAGUGUAUGGAAGUGUGUGUGUGUGUGUGUGUGUUUCUUACCACAGACCCUUUACUCUGUUUCAAAAGCUUUUUCUGGAGUUACCUCUCUUGGUUACAGGGCUCAAUCGCAUCAAAGCCAUGCAGCUCCUUCCUCUCUGCGCUGGCCUCCUCUCCACGCCGGGCCGCAGCCUUCCUCAGCACUUUGAGUCUCGCCCUGCUUCCUUCAGGCACAGAACUUGUAGACCCUCCUUUUUUUCUCCCCCCCUCCACCUCUUGGUGAGACAUGGCACACGCUGUCUUGGCAUCUGUGGAAGUUCUGAUGACACAAAGUCUAAUAAUGUGACAGCUGACGGUGGCGAGGUGAAAGAAAAGAGGUUUCCCGAUGUCAGUUUCUCUGCACUUGCGUCGUACGGAUGGAUGGAAGGAUGUCACGUACAAAGACCGAUGCAUCUGUGUCGCCGCUCUCUCUCUCUCCCCUCUGCUGCACCAGAGGCUGCUGAAAACUCUCUCAGAUGCAUGACGUGCACCGAAUGGUUCUCCUCUCUUUUUGUGAGUCGCUGGUUUGGGCUUCAGUUCUGUGAAUCUCCUCCCCCUUCAGCCCUCGUCACUUUCUACUACUCGCAGUUUGUUCGUCACGUUUGAUGCCUUGGAUGUUUUGAUGAUUUUUAUCCUGAAGUGACAAUCAAUUUUACACUGUUUUUGUUGCUGUUGUCAAUUUUAUAUAAAUAUAUAUAUAUAUAUAUAUAUAUAUAUAUAUAUAUAUAUAAUAUAUACAGGUAAAUGUUGCUUUUUCCUGCCUGUGUAGCUAUAUAUGGUUAUUGUUGUUUUCUGUGAAUAUUCUUCUUGAUUAUUAUUAUAAUAAUUAUUAUUAUUAUUAUUAUUAUCAUUAUUAUUAUAUCUUGUUUUGACUGCAGUUUAAUUGAGCGCUUUCUUCCUGUGCUUGUCAAUACUUUUUUUUUUAUUUAAACAAAAAUCAAAAAUAGUGCUACUUGCUGCCUGUUUAUAAAUGUGAGAUUUCCUUUGGAAGCCUGGAAGUGAAGAAAAGGCAGAAGUGUAUGUGCAAUAGAACAGUCUACGCCCUCCCCUCCCCAUGUUACUCGAGCUCUCCCACUCUCUCCUCUCACGGGUUUCUAUAGAUACACAUAACAAA